GUAUUAUGAAAGGAUUUUUCUUAUGUUAUCUUAUUUCGAUAGUCUAUUGUUGGUGGGAAGUCGGACACAUGAUGACAGCCUAAAUUGCUAAGAAUUUUCUCAAGGAUAAUAGACCAGAUGUCUUAGCUUGGGCAGACUCCUUAGUAUAAGAUUUCAAUUCCCUUACAGAUGGUAGAUCAAAUACAUUUGCUGAGGCAGCUGUUUGGUUAGAUGAUAUAAAAGAAACAGGAACCGGAUUUUUAAAUGAUUGGCAUUAUACAGACAGGCCAAUCAAUCCAGAUGGGUAUUUUUUAUAUAGAUUAUUUCUAAGAUUAUUGAUCAAGAUUGAUGAUUAAGGAAGAAAUAUCAACUCCAUCUAUGCAAUUAAUCAGGCUGUGUCAGUGUUAACUAACCCUAAGACUUCUAAAAAUCGACAUACAGUUUUCAAAGCAUAGAUGAUAAGAGUUUUAUUACAUGUUAUUGGUGAUAUACAUCAACCACUACAUGAUACUACUUUUUGGAAUAGUAGCUAUCCAAAUGGAGAUGCUGGUGGAAAUUUUAUGAAGAUUUAAGUAUUCAAAUUAUAUAUAUAUAUAGUUAUCAAAUGGAACACUCAUGAACUUUCAUUCCUUUUGGGAUUCUGGGGCUGUUUCCUUUGCUCCUAAUAAUAGCUUUAUGGCUAGACCUUUAAGUUAAUCUGAUAGCUAGUAUCUAGAUAAAUGGUCUAAGGAAUUAAUGACUAAAUUCCCAAAAUCAAAAUACAGCAAUUAUGAUAUGACGUAUUAAGUGUUCAAAUUAUAUAGUAAUCCUUCUGUAUGGACUUACCUUGGUUUUAGAUAAGCAUAAUAAUUUGUGUAUCCAAUGGUAGCGACAUCAAAUUCAUACAAUAGCGAUUAUGAGAAAUAAGCUAUUGCCUUUUGUGAAGAAAACUUAUCUAUAGGAGGAUAUCGAUUAGGAGCAAAAUUAAUAGAAAUAUAUGAUCAAAUCAUACAGAAUGAAGCUAAACUAUCAUUAAGUGAAUGAA
Messenger RNA from Paramecium pentaurelia, 1003 nucleotides. The record is from the annotation of a GenBank genome assembly. NCBI's taxonomy places the organism in Eukaryota, Ciliophora, Oligohymenophorea, Peniculida, Parameciidae.